This is a messenger RNA of Xenopus laevis (African clawed frog), 3209 nucleotides long. Its product is annotated as Fc receptor-like protein 5. The transcript has 10 exons. Lineage: Eukaryota; Metazoa; Chordata; Amphibia; Anura; Pipidae. The coding region runs from base 35 to 2020 and encodes 661 amino acids. The record is from RefSeq and is a predicted model, not a curated record.
AAAUCAUUAUCUGUCAUGUAACAGAGGCACCACCAUGUCACGGCUGGUUUUGAUGCUCCUACUGUUUUGGGAAUGUCCUACUGAAGCUUCGGUCCCACCUGUGAUUUCCUUCUCACCAAACUGGAACCCGGUUGUCUCUGAUGAUUCUGUAACUCUGACCUGUAACCUGGAUCCCAACCCUGAGGGGGAGAAGAGAUAUUCCUGGUACAGAGAUAAUAAGGAAUUAAGUCAUUAUGAGAAGAAUUAUACAAUUCAGGCUGCCCACAUACAAAACAGCGGGUAUUAUCAGUGCCAGGCUGGUACCAGUGAAAAAAGUGACGCAGUACGACUGGAUUUUCGUGUUGGCCCAGUCAUCCUACAGGCUCCGCCUUCUGUCCGUGAAGGACAUUCCCUGUCAUUUAGAUGUCACAGUCAUCUGAAUAAUGAUACUGGAGAUGCUCAAUAUUACCAGAAUGGCACCAUCAUGGAAUCCUCAGGCACUGGGUCUGUUUUACAGGCUGGAAAAGCUCAUAUGAAUAUGACUGGCACUUACAGAUGUGCUAAAGAGUUUGCUGAAAACUUGUUUCCAAUAUACAGUGACGAGGAACUUAUUUAUGUUGCAGGAGCUGGAAUCAAACCCGUGGUGACCAUUAAUCCAGAAUGGGGCAAAAUACUAUUAAAUGACUCUGUAACUCUAAGCUGUAUUGUGGCUUCUACCAAGUCAGAGAUUCAGAGAUAUGUCUGGUACAAAGAUGGAGACUGGAUACCUGGAGAACAGAAGAACUUUACACUGGAGAAUGCCCAAGAGAAAGACAUUGGGAAUUACCAGUGCCAGAUACCCGGCAGUGAAAGAAGUGACCCCGUCAAAAUAAAUAUUAAAAGUGUAGCCUCUGUCCGACCUGUGGUUUCCUUCUCACCUAACUGGGUCCCUCUGCUUUAUGAUGAUUCUGUAACUCUGACCUGUAACCUGAAUCCUGACCCUGAGGGGGAGAAGAGAUAUUCCUGGUACAGAGAUAAUAAGGAAUUAGGUUAUUACAAGAAGAGCUUUACAAUUCAGGCUGCCAGUCCAUAUGACAGAGGGUAUCAUCAGUGCCAGGCUGGUGCCAGUGAAAAAAGUGACGCAUUAUAUCUGGGUACUACGUAUGGUCCAGUCAUACUACAGACUCCGCCCUUGGUCAGUGAAGGAGAUUCCAUGUCUCUUAGAUGUCACAGUCAUCUCCAAAACGUGACUCGAUAUAAUAAAUUUUACCGGAAUGGCAACGUCAUGGAACCCCCAGGCACUGGUUCUAUUUUACAAGCUGGAAAAGCACUCAAGACUAUGACCGGCACUUACAAAUGUGCUAAAGGAUUAUCCGAAUACUUGUAUCCUAAAUACAGUAGAGAGAGUUUUCUUUAUGUCACAGGAGCUGGAAUUAAACCCGUGGUGUCCUUUGAUCCAAAAUGGGACAAAAUACUAUUAAAUGACUCUGUAACACUGAGCUGUAAUGUGGAGCCGACCAUAGAGGAGAGCCGGAGGUAUGUCUGGUACAAAGAUGGAGACUGGAUCCGUAAAGAAGAAAAGACAUUUAAACUGGAGAAUGCCGAAGAGAAAGACGGUGGGAAUUACCAGUGCCAGAUACCCGGCAGUGAAAGAAGUGAUCCUGUUAGAUUAGAUGUUAAAAGUGGAGAUUUCAUCCUGCAAGUGCCCCUUACAGUUCAUGAAGGAGACCUCCUUUUUCUGAGAUGUCACAGUUCCUCUAACUACUUAAAGUCCAAUUCCAGAAUUCGGAAAAAUAUAACACUUUACAAGGACAAUGAGCCCAUAAAGUAUUCCGUCACUGAAUCUCCAGUCAUGAUUGAGAGAGCAGAUAAAAACACAUCCGGCACAUACAAAUGUAUCAUUGCUGUGACUCAUCUUUCGGAUGAACAAGUUGUUUCUGUCACAGGAAUGAGCACAUGGUCCAGAGAUUCAGUUCAUCCAACCAAUAUGGAGUCCCCUCAGCUCAGCUGGAGGAUUCUGGGAAUUAUACCUGUGAGGUACAAACUUCAUCCGGCAGUGUGAGGAAGAGGAGUGACGUCUCACAUAUUUGUAUAAAGGGUAGAGACCAAAGAGUACAAAACUCAGUGAGACUGGUAUUGUCUGCAGUUAUAUUCAUCAUUCUGUUGGGUCUUCUCUUCUACCACAAAAAGACAAUGGAAGUCAUAUAUUCCCAGGUGACAGAGGAGAACAGACAGUGCAGCAGCAAAGAUGGGGAAUGUUCUAUUCAACUUCAACCUCCAAUACCUUUCCCCAGGGGGACACUUGAGUAAAAUCUGUUUUACUCAAGGUGAUCCGAAGUCAAGUGAUGGAUAAGGUAUUUUCAGGAGAUCUUUGGCCCACUGGGCGACCAAUCCACACGUCUGUCAACUCCCUUAGAUGUUUUCAAUGGGCAAAGAGGUCCAUAACCAUUGCUGUCCUCCUCUCAUACUCUUUGAGCCCUCCCUCUUUUCUAGGCUUUUCUCAGGGAAGUCCCUUUUCUCCAGCUCCCUCUGGUGGUGACUUGUAUUAAUUCCACUCUAAUAUUAGCAACAACCUUUCUGUCCCUGUUUUACAUAUUAUACAGAUAUAUAUCACCUUAGUUUGUCUUAUUACUUUGAUCUGCAUGUUUUUGGCAUGUACCUAAGGCUGACACAUGAUCAUGUUUGGUGGCCCAUAUGUCAUACAAUAUGACUGGGCCAGAAUUUAUAACAAUAUUCUGCACCUGUUAUUAACCAAAAGAUAAUGUAUAGUAGUCUGUAUUUACCAAGGUAGGGUUAUACUAUAUCUAGGAAUAACUACCAGAGAUACAGGGGGUGUUACUGCACCAGCCCCCUCCCCCCACUGGGGACCACAUCAUGCUGCACUCGUGCCCACGUCCUCAUCUUGCCAAAUUUGUAUUGUAUAAACUGUGUGUGACUAAAGGGAAAGUUGACAGUAAAAAAUAAAAUACGUGUCAGAAAAGGUUACAACAAAAUGGUGCCAAAUUUGUACUGUGAAACUUGAGAGGGUGGGAGUCAGGGCUGUUUGAUUACGCUCUCAACUUGCAGAAGCGCCGAGCGUGUUUACGCCCGCCAUUUGGAGAAGCGUCGCUCGUGAUUUUUUUAAAAAAGUUCCAAGGGACGCCGAGGAAACCUAAGUGCCAAACGGACUAUACAAGGACAUUUCAAUGCGCUGUACCAGAGUGUGUUUGUGAGUGUGUUUUUACUAUUUUUAUUAAAAUGUUUUAAAAGCG